This is a messenger RNA of Papaver somniferum (opium poppy), 1222 nucleotides long. Its product is annotated as protein EMSY-LIKE 3-like. Lineage: Eukaryota; Viridiplantae; Streptophyta; Magnoliopsida; Ranunculales; Papaveraceae. The transcript has 2 exons. Gene Ontology annotation, biological process: defense response to fungus. Bases 71 to 982 code for a protein of 303 amino acids. The record is from RefSeq and is a predicted model, not a curated record.
UUGUGCCAGUUCAUAUCUCUGCUCUCGCUCUGUGCAUACAGUAUUCGUCUCCUUAGUAAACCUGGCUAUCAUGGACUACGAUCACUGCGGCAACAAUGGCAAUGGCGUUGUUCAUUCUACGGCAACCCGAAAUCGAGUUCGAAGAGUUGUUCGUGGGACUGGCAAUGGAACAUCUGGUUCUGCCCGAUACCCUAAUGACAUGGCGACUCAAAUCCACCAUUACGAGCAAGAAGCAUACAUCUCAGUUCUGCGGGCUUUCAAAGUGCAAUCUGAUGCUCUUACUUGGGAGAAGGCAAAAUUAAUGACAGACCUCAGGAUAGAAUUGCGGAUAUCAAAUGAAGAACACAGGGCGUUUCUUAACAGGGUUGAUAAAUCCGAGAAAAAGAAAAACAAGGUUGAUGAAGAUGAUGGCAACUGCUCUCCAUUCCACAAGAAGCAACAGAUAUCAUUGACCUUUGGAAACCGAGGUGUUGCAGAUCAUGCAUUGCGCAAUAUAUCCUCAAUUGAGUCUGCGCAGCAGUAUUAUUCAACAGGUACAACAAGAAAGGGAGCCCGUCGAGCUGUUCGUGGAGCUAAGAAGUCCAUGGAUCAUGAUGGUGCUGUUCUACCAUUACAGAGUCCUAAUGGGGAUCUGAAUCAUAUUCAGAUGGUUUCAACAGAAGCAGUAGUUGAUGAGGUGGAGAACAUUUUGCUUUCAAGUCACCCUGAGCCUUAUGAAAUUGAACAUGCAGUGAACAUCUUGAAAAAUCAAGAGGAAACGUUGGUUGAUGCACUUGCCAAGAUCACAUCUGCAUCCGAAGGCGAAAGCUUGGAGGCUGGAAAUAGUCGUGAGCCAUCAAUGGGAAGAGAACAGGAGUUGACAGACAAACAACUUGACAUCAAUGGCCCACCUGCUCUUGGUGCUGAAUAUGGGAUGGUGACUGAUGGAGAAGGUGGUAGUGGUGAGCAAGGGUCACAUGAGAGUAGCAAAGCGGCAGCUUAAUUCUACUGACGAGGAUGGUGGGAUGGUUAUCGUUUAAUUGGGUAAUCUAUUUUGCCAAACUCAUAUUCUGGCAAUAGGAAUUUUAUAGGCGUAGCUAAGUAUGACUAAUCUUUUAGGUAGCAAUUUCCCAAUCAAAAUGUUGAUCCAAAGACUGAAAAUAGGAUUUAACAUUGUCAUAUAGCAUUCUGAACAGUUUUGAUUUUCUUCUGCACAGAGAGUUGCAAAUAUAUUUUUUCUGAA